Molecule: messenger RNA, 1395 nt
Organism: Daphnia pulicaria
Lineage: Eukaryota; Metazoa; Arthropoda; Branchiopoda; Diplostraca; Daphniidae
Exons: 2
Coding region: 33-1283 (416 amino acids)
Biological process (GO): apoptotic DNA fragmentation
Cellular component (GO): nucleus; mitochondrial inner membrane
Molecular function (GO): metal ion binding; nucleic acid binding; single-stranded DNA endonuclease activity
Source: RefSeq, a predicted model, not a curated record
GGCAUUUACUGCGUAUUAAUACGCGGUUGAAGAUGCCGGAAUUUACUGCACAUCAGUCCUCACGCAGCAUUCUAUUUCGUCCGACAGUCAAAUCAAUUUUCCUGUCGAUCAUAUUGUUAGGCCUCAUCAUUACAACAUCAGCCACCGCGAAUGUCCGCCGUCUGAAACGACCAAGAACAAGUAAUGAUAGGCCUAUUUCUGAUCCCAAGACACUUCCGGCGGGUUUGACUCCUCUUAAUAGUUUGCCAUUCAACUGUGAUAAAUGGAUCCAUCGAAGUAAAACCACCAAGCCUGUUAUCAUUAACUGUUGUUUCAAUCGAAAGAAUGCACCUUGCGGCACCGGCACUAGUGUCGCCUACGAAGUCUCUUGCAAUCGAAAUCUUGGACUCAACAAGGUCCAGGAAAGUUCGUACCAAGUCUGUCACGACCGCAGCAACGACAACACUCUCUACUCGGUUAAUACGCUGCAACAUCACACAAAAUUGACGGCACUUUCAAAUCAUGUGAUGAGGCAGCAGACUAAAAAAGCCACUAUGGCUUGGCGCAGGGGACCCAAACAGCUCUUCUACACCUGGAAUUCCAAAUCGAAAUCACUCAUCGACCAUUCUUACAAGGAAAUAGGACAAGUGAAGAAUCUCAAAAAGGUACUGAACUUGACGAGCGUGGCCAAUUACAUCGGCGGACACCCGAAACGCAUAUUCUAUCUGGCCAAAGGCCAUUUGAGCGCCAGGGCCGACAGCGACACGCCCAACAUUGUAUGGGAGACGUCGACUUAUUAUUACGUCAACUCGGCUCCGCAAUGGCAGUCGAUCAAUCAGGGCAAUUGGUACCAGCUCGAAAAAGCUGUUCGGGAAUUCAGACAAACUCGUAUAAAGAAUACUUUGGUCAUCAUCACCGGAACUUAUGGAACGUUCACGUUGCCCGAUUUAAACAACAACCAACAGGAGAUCCACAUGAUCACCGAUCAAAACGGCAAAGGACAUGUACCGGUGCCAAAGUAUUUCUGGAAGAUAGUCUGGGACGAAAAAGGCGGCCAGGCGACGGCGUUCAUCGGAAUUAACAAUCCCUACUUGGGCAAAGUCGAUCCUGAAAUGAUUUUCUGUCAAGACGUGUGCGAUCGAAUGCCCUGGUUUAAAGAGACCACCGUCUACAGAAAUCGUCAUAUCAUUAUAAAGGGCUACCUAUUCUGUUGCGAGGUCAAACAUUUGCUUGCCAAAUUGAAUUACUCCAACGAUGUUUUUCUGUCAAAUCAAAAAUUGUUCAAUUCGGGCCUUCUGGUGUAAGGAAAUUGAUGUAAUAACCUUCAUAGUGUCCUAUUAUUAGUUUACCCAUAGUCAUCCAACUCGAUUUAUAAUUCUCCUGAUACCUUGAAAUAAAUACAAUUGAUAUCUAAGA